Molecule: messenger RNA, 402 nt
Organism: Rotaria sp. Silwood1
Lineage: Eukaryota; Metazoa; Rotifera; Eurotatoria; Philodinida; Philodinidae
Source: the annotation of a GenBank genome assembly
AUGUCUCAAUCAUGUUCGAUCGACAAAUGCGGCCGUACAUCACGUGGAUUGUGUGAUUGUUGUCAACAAAAUCUUUGUUUACAGCAUUUAAAUGAACAUAAUGCUUUACUCAUUACUCAACUCAAUCCUUUGACUGAUGAAAUUAAUGCACUUGAAGAUCGUCUCAAAACGCUAAAUAUUCAAAACACAAUUAGCAAUAGUCGUCGAAAACUUGAGGAAUGGCGUCAAGAUUGUUAUAAAAAGAUUGAUAGCAUAUUUGAACAAAAAUGGCAGGAACUUGAUCAGCUUAUUGAAGAGAACAUUCGCCAACAACGUGAAGAACUCAAUCGAGUACACUUGAAAAUAAGUGAACUCAUCAAUGCGCAAGAAACAACUCGUAAAGAUAUCGAUUCGUUGACAUAA